Knipowitschia caucasica is the source of this 447-nucleotide messenger RNA. The record is from the annotation of a GenBank genome assembly. NCBI's taxonomy places the organism in Eukaryota, Metazoa, Chordata, Actinopteri, Gobiiformes, Gobiidae.
AUGGAACGACUGAGGAGAGAGACCCAGGAUCCUCCAAGGGAAGAGGAGAGAGACCCAGGAUCCUCCAAGGGAAGAGGAGAGACCCAGGAUCCUCAAAGGGAAGAGGAGAGAGACCCAGGAUCCUCAAAGGGAAGAGGAGAGAGACCCAGGGAUCCUCAAAGGGAAGAGGAGAGAGACCCAGGGAUCCUCAAAGGGAAGAGGAGAGAGACCCAGGGAUCCUCAAAGGGAAGAGGAGAGAGACCCAGGGAUCCUCAAAGGGAAGAGGAGAGAGACCCAGGGAUCCUCAAAGGGAAGAGGAGAGAGACCCAGGGAUCCUCAAAGGGAAGAGGAGAGAGACCCAGGGAUCCUCAAAGGGAAGAGGAGAGAGACCCAGGGAUCCUCAAAGGGAAGAGGAGAGAGACCCAGGGAUCCUUAAAGGGAAGAGGAGAGAGACCCAGGGAUCCUUAA